Molecule: messenger RNA, 996 nt
Organism: Gigantopelta aegis
Lineage: Eukaryota; Metazoa; Mollusca; Gastropoda; Neomphalida; Peltospiridae
Product: putative ankyrin repeat protein RF_0381
Exons: 1
Coding region: 1-996 (331 amino acids)
Biological process (GO): innate immune response
Cellular component (GO): cytoplasm
Molecular function (GO): protein binding
Source: RefSeq, a predicted model, not a curated record
AUGUCAGGAGAAACUGCUUUACAUCGAGCCACAAUUAAUGGUAAGACGGACACAGUGAAAUGUCUUCUACAGAAUGGAUGUGAUGUGGAUAAUGCUAGACAAGAUGGAUGCACAGCGUUAUUGCUGGCUUCUAAGCAUGGGCAUAUUAAAAUAGUGGAACUGUUGAUAGAACAGAAAGUUAAAGUAGACAAACGUAAUAAUAAGAAGAAAGGUGCUUUACACUUUGCUGUACUUAAUGGUUGGGAAAUAAUUGUACGUCGUUUGCUAGAUGAGGGAUGUGAUGUGGAUGCAUCUACAUCAGGUGGAGACACGGCACUAAUGAUGGGUUGUCUUAAAGGUAGUAUUGAGAUAGUACAGAUGUUCAUAACACGCAAGGCAGAUGUUAAAAAGAAGAAUGAAUUUGGACGAACUGCUUUAUACUUUGCUGUACUUAAUGGUUGGAAAAUAAUUGUACGUUGUCUUCUAGAUAAUGGAUGUGAUGUGGAUGCAACCGCAUCACAUGGAGACACGACACAAAUGAUCGGUUGUUUUGAAGGUCAUAUUGAGAUAAUACAGCUGUUGAUAACACGCACAGCAGAUGUUAACAAGAAGAAUGCUUUUGGACAAACUGCUUUACACUUUGCUGUAUUUGGCGAUGAGGAAACAAUUGCAGCUUGGCUUCUAAAUAAUGGAUCUAAUGUGAAUGCAUGUACAUCACGUGGAAACACGGCACUAAUGCUGGGUUGUAAAAAAGGUUACAUUGAGAUGGUACGGCUGUUGAUAGAAUGUGGUGCAGAUAUAAACAGGAAUAAUAAUAAUGGAGACACUGCUUUAGAUAUUGCCUGCCGAGAGGGUUAUAGUGACAUUGUGAAGGUUUUAGAAGACAGCAUGGGAGUUACAGACACUGAGACUGACAGCAUGGAAGUUACAGACACUGAGACUGACUGCAUGGAAGUUACAGACACUGAGACUGACGAUGAGGAAACUUCAUUAUAUACUGCUGAACAAAAUGACUAG